Messenger RNA from Dufourea novaeangliae, 3314 nucleotides. Its product is annotated as F-BAR and double SH3 domains protein 2. Gene Ontology annotation, molecular function: protein binding. The record is from RefSeq and is a predicted model, not a curated record. Gene Ontology annotation, biological process: neuromuscular synaptic transmission; regulation of actin filament polymerization. Bases 173 to 3268 code for a protein of 1031 amino acids. Lineage: Eukaryota; Metazoa; Arthropoda; Insecta; Hymenoptera; Halictidae. Gene Ontology annotation, cellular component: recycling endosome; neuromuscular junction. The transcript is spliced from 22 exons.
GCAGCGGAGCAGUAGCGUACGAACACGCGAGCAGUGAAGAGGGUGGCAGCGCGUUUAUUUUUGUCGCGGGUGAGGCGUACGAAAACAACAGACCACCCCUCCCCGGGCGGACGGUGUGUGUAAAAAGGGGCUGCCAGCGGUGAAUGCUGCAGAGCCAGGCCGCUCGUCCAGCAUGCAACCACCACCGAGAAAAGGAAAUUACGCAAAAUUUCUGAAGAAUGUGCACGCGGAGCAGGCGGCGAAGUUGCAGGCGAAAAAUCAGCACGAAUGCGACCUUCUGGAGGAUAUUCGCAACUUCACGAUAAAGAAGUCCGCCAUAGAAAAAUCCUAUUCGGAGGCGCUUCUGAAAAUAUCCUCGGCUUAUUUGAAUAAGAAAAUACCAAAUAUUCCGGACCUCAAGGUCGACGGCGCCGAUGAAAAAUGGAAUAUGUGGAACGUUUGGCGAACCGUGCUCGAGGAGAACGAAAAGUUGGCCAGAGCUCGGCUAGCGGCGGUGGAGGUAUUCCAGCAGCAAAUCGCCGAUGACGCGAAAAGUUUGAAAAUGCACAAACUCCAAAUAUCAAAGAAGGCGAUCGACCAAUUAAUGAUAGUACAAAAGGAACUGCAACUAUGCGUGCAGGAUGUAGACAAAACGAAAAAGUUAUACUUCGACGAAGAACACAGCGCCCACGAUGUACGGGACAAGGCAAAAGACAUCGAGGAGAAAUUGAAGAAGAAAAAGGGAUCCUUUUUCCAAUCAAUAACGUCAUUACAGAAAAAUAGCGCCAAGGUAAGCUCGAAACGCGACGCUUUAGAGGAGAAAUCGACCGGUGCUCGAAACGAUUAUUUGCUUAGCCUCGCCGCUGCGAAUGCCCAUCAAAAUAGAUAUUUUGUAGUCGAUUUACAGAACACCAUGCAGUAUUUGGAACAAGGCGUUUACGAUAAAGUAGCCGAAUAUUUAACGCUGAUGGGUCGUACAGAACUCUUGACUUGUCUAGCAACGCAGAACAGCUUCACUAAAAUUCGCGACCAAGCGCAACAACUCACCAGAGAGUACAAUAUACAGUGUUGCUGUUUGUAUUAUCCUGUAUUAAAGCAACAUAUACAGUAUGACUUUGAGUGUUGCGACAACGAUCCAGUGGACAGGGUAACAGCUGAUCAUGCGGCUGCAGCUAACCUCGGAAAGGAAGCUCGUCGCUGGUCGUCGAGAAUAGCUCGUGAAAUGAGUACCAUCCGAGAAAACAAUAGGAAACUGCAGGUCCUUGUGCAACUGAAAGAGUCUGGACAAAAGACUGAUCCGAACGAUCCACAGGGUCCAGAUCUAGAUACGAAAAUCGAUGAACUGAAACACAUGAUACGGCGCGCAGAGACAGCAAAACAGAAAGCGGAGGCGAGAAUAGAAUGCCUUCGAAACGGCGGAGUAAACGUGGACGAAUGGCUCCAGGAGGUUGAGACAUUGAGCGUACAGGACAUGCCUCGUUCGGCCAGCUCCCUUUCUGUGAGAACCGAUGCGUCUGGAACGGCGGAACAUCCAUCCUCGGACUCGUUCUAUGACAGCGACGGAGACGGUGGAAGCGACUUGACGACUGUGGAACGGCCAGGCAGCGGCAAAAGUGCUCCUCAACAGGAAGAGGAAAUGACCGAAGAAAGACAGAGGCACGAUAGCGAGGAAGUUGAUGCUUUACUCGAGGAGGAGAAACAGCGAAUGGAGCAGCUCACCGUUGGCUGGGACGAUCCAACGGCGGUGGAUUGGGCGAACGAGGAGAAGGACGAACAAACUGAAGUUCCCGAAACAUCCGAAGUCCCACCUGCGCAACCGAUAUACAAAUGUACCGCGCUUUAUUCGUACACGGCACAAAAUCCAGAUGAAUUGUCAAUUGUCGAGAGCGAACAGCUCGAGGUCGUUGGCGAGGGCGACGGGGACGGGUGGCUCCGAGCACGAAACUACCGUGGCGAGGAAGGUUUUGUACCACAGAAUUAUCUAGACGUAGAACGCGAGCCCGAGGCCACUUCCGGUCUCAGUUCCCAGGGGCCGUCUCUCGUCCAGCAAAUAUCUUUCUCAUCAGUGGAUUAUACGAUCGACGACCAUGACGCGGUCGAUCCUGAUGCUAAUCUAGAACAACAGGCUGCUCCAGAAGCUAUUGUACAAAAUCAUAUAGGAGGUAAAUUCGGAAUUUGUCCCGUCGAUCAGCUUGAUCUUCUUUUAGACGGAGACCAAUACUGUGUCGCUCUUUAUUACUACGAUGCCACGUGCGACGAAGAACUCAGCUUCUACGAGGGUGACGUUAUCAAGGUUUUAAGGAAAGAACCGCACGACGUCGACGACGGAUGGUGGGAGGGAGAAUUACGCGGACAGCGAGGAUUAUUCCCGUCUUUAAUUGUAGAGCCGUGCGCUGCCGACGGUUCACCUUUAACCCCACAGGACAACAUAACGCCACCGAGCUCUGCGCCCCCAGUGUUUACGCCCCCCGAAGUUCCAGAGUUUCUGCUAGAAGAGGAAUUGGCACAGAGUCUGAUGAAAGAGUCGAAGGCUCAACAAGAACUUGGCGACGCGAACGCAGAACACGAAACGCAGGACGCUUUCAUAAUAAAUCUAUCCAAGGAUCAAAAAUGUCAGUACGGCACGCAAUUCGAUGCCGAUAACCCUGACGAAGGACCUGGCAUCGUAGUUGUAGAAGUAUCGGAUGAAUCUGGAGCCAAGACAGAUGACGAGACAGCGAAGCAAUCGGAGUCUGCGAACGAUGAUCAAUCGAAGGAUGAGUUCGGACUCGGUGUUGCUCAGAUCGUGAUCACCGCAGCGACGCCAAUGGAGGAGAUCGAGCAUCCAUUCCCAGGUAUGGAGGAGGCCGCUCCCGACGACACGGUGAAGUCCACCGGAAGUUCCGAAGGUGAUGUGCCGUCGAAAACAACAACCACCGAUAUAAAUGAAAGCGAUUGCAAAGAGACAACCGUGAUAAUGGACGAGAAAGAGGAGCAAGAAACCACCACCGAGGUGAUCGAAGAUAUCGAAGAGAAAUCUACGGUGGACGAUUUGCCAGCGGAUUCGGCACCAUUUCCGGUUAGUAGCAGUUCUGGUAGCGAGGCGGACUCAACGUCCGGACCGAGUACGGGUGAUAAUUCGCAAUCGAUACCGUCUCGCGGCACGGUGAUCGAGGUACCGGAAACGGAAAUAGAGGAUAUCGAGAUCGUGCCGGGGAAGAUGGUCAUGGGAGGGAGGGCAAGUAUUCCAGAUGAGUUACAACCCGAUCAGUUAGAGAAGCUCCAAAAUCUGAAAGAAUCGAAUGCCUAGGAUUGACUAGACCUCGGAGAUCCCGAUUAUCCUGCCUUAACAAAUA